AUGCCGCAUUAUUUAAGCUACGGCGCCGAUUUUCAGGGAUCAUCAUCAUUAUCAGCCCUUUUACGUCCCCACUGCAGGGGCUCAGGCCUCCCUUAUGGAUGUUUAAGGAGGAUGGGUCGUGAUCCUCCACGCUGGCCCAAUGCGGAUUGGAGGGUAUUAACGACUGCAAAUGCAGCCGGGACCAACAUAACGUUAUCAAAGGUUAUUCCUUUAAUAAAUUGCCUGAUAAGGCAGAUAGAUGAUAUGGUAGAACACACAUCCUUCCUAUUUAUCAGAGCAAUGGGAUUGCGUCAGGUGCAAUUGCAAAAGCGCUUUUGCGAAAUUGAAUUCAUUCCAAUUGUAGCCAUCAGCAUCUCGCUCGACCCACGAUUUAAAAAUUUACACUUUAGAAACGCUGAAGCAUGCGCUAUUACCUGGACACAGUGGAGAUGA
This is a messenger RNA of Diatraea saccharalis (sugarcane borer), 432 nucleotides long. The record is from the annotation of a GenBank genome assembly. NCBI's taxonomy places the organism in Eukaryota, Metazoa, Arthropoda, Insecta, Lepidoptera, Crambidae.